UCUAUACUGAUUUAAAACUAAACUAUAUUGAGAAUCUUUAACAGGGAAGGUGAGUAGCCCUUUUCCUCCAAAGGAUGGUGAAGAAAAGUUAAAACCUUGAAAUUGACUUGAUAAUUUUCUGGGCUUCUCUGCGUGUUGUUGGAGAUUAGGUCUUCUGUUUGAACGGGUUCUGAGCUUUGUUAACUUUUGCCGAGCUUGUGAGCAGAACAUAUUCUGUUUUCUUUUUUUUUUUUGCGUUAAUUGAGAUGAUUGCGGAGAAACCCGUAUGGGUAAAACAUGAAGGAUUGCAGCAGAUAUUCUCCAUUGAUGUUCAACCAAACGGUGAACGCUUUGCCACAGGCGGUGGUGAUCACAAGGUCCGGAUAUGGAACAUGAAGUCUGUGGACAGGGAUUUGCAAAACUUAGAUCCAAAAGAGAGGCUUCUGGCAACCCUUCGUGAUCACUUUGGGUCUGUCAACUGUGUUAGGUGGGCUAAACACGGUAGGUACGUGGCAUCUGGUUCUGACGAUCAUGUGAUUCAAGUCCAUGAGAGGAAGCCUGGUUCAGGCACUACUGAGUUUGGUAGUGGAGAAGCCCCAGAUGUUGAGAACUGGAAAGCUGUUAUGACUCUCAGGGGGCACACUGCCGAUGUGGUGGAUAUCAAUUGGUCUCCAGAUGAUUCAAUGCUCGCUAGUGGGAGCUUGGACAACACCGUCCAUAUAUGGAACAUGCGCACUGGCAUUUGCACUACUGUUCUCAGGGGCCACUUGAGCUUGGUCAAAGGUGUUACCUGGGAUCCUAUCGGCUCCUUUGUCGCUAGCCAAUCUGAUGACAAAACUGUCAUUAUAUGGCGAACAAGCGAUUGGAGCAUGGCUCACAGAACUGUUGGUCACUGGGAAAAAUCGCUCGGAACCACAUUUUUCAGGCGACUUGGGUGGUCUCCUUGUGGGCACUUCAUAACCACCACUCACGGGUAUCAGAAGCCGAGGCAUUCUGCUCCUGUUUUAGAAAGAGGGGAAUGGUCUGAAUCAUUUGACUUCUUAGGUCACAAUGCUCCAAUAAUUGUUGUCAAGUUCAAUCAUUCAAUGUUUAAGAGAAGCACUUCUAGUGCCCAAGAAAUGAGACGAGCUGGAUGGAGCAAUGGGAGUUCCAAAUCAGGGGGGAAAGAUUUGCAGCCAUACAACGUUAUUGCAAUAGGGAGUCAAGACCGCACUAUUACCGUAUGGACCACUGCAAGUCCUCGCCCUCUUUUCGUCGCCAAGCAUUUCUUUGGCCAAAGUGUUGUUGAUCUUUCUUGGAGUCCCGACGGAUAUUCACUUUUUGCAUGUUCCUUAGACGGAACAGUGGCCAUGAUUCACUUUGAACCAAAAGAACUUGGUGUUAAGCUCACCGAUACUGAACUUGACGAAUUGAAGAAAAAUCGAUAUGGGGAUGUAAGAGGCCGGCAAGCAAACUUAGUCGAGAGUCCAGCUCAGUUAUUACUCGAAACAGUCUCUACAAAGCUAGCCGGUGGUAAGAGGGCGGCUUCAGAUGUCCAAGCAAACCAGGUGACAGCGAAACCCUCUGCAAAUGCGGAGAGCACUGCAAAGAAGAGGAAAUAUCAGGUCGAUGAUCAGAAUAAGAAAGAGGAGGCUUGUGGUGACACAUUGAGUAAAGCGUCAACUCCAAGUCGGGUAUCUAAUCCUGUGAAUCAAAAAGUGUAUAGAAGGCCUGAUGGAAGAAAGAGGAUCAUCCCUGAAGCCGUUGGAGUUCCCCAGCAGGAGAAUAAUAUCUCCAUUAACGAGCAUUCCAAUAAUUUUCCGCCAGCUCCCUCUGCUGCUCCUAGCAAGAUAAAUAGUAGAGAUUUUCCUGUGGAGCCUCCUAGCAUUAAGGAUUCAUCCACGAAAGAAAUAGCGAUCAGGAACCCUGAUCUUAACAACGAGCGUCCAAGGAUUACAGCUCGUGCUACCAUUUCUGAAAGCCUUGUUAUUGAGAAGGUACCUGGAGCCUCUGCUAGAGAUGGAGUUUUAAAUGUUGAGCAAUCUGUAGGUAUAAAGGGAUCUUCUAGCAGGGAUCUGUUGAUAAGGGUAUUUGAUUGGAAACAAGGGGAAGCAACGGCCCCUGUUUGCUUAGAGGCUUGUCCAAAGGAGCACGCUUUGGACACUGUUGGUGUAGUAAGUACAUCUACCAUCAAGGAAACGGAGGUUGUUUGCAAAAGAUCAGGUGAAACUCUUUGGUCUGAUCGGAUUAUGGGGAGUGUCACAGUUUUGGCUGGUAAUCCAAACUUUUGGGCGGUUGGCUGCGAAGAUGGAACCCUCCAGAUUUACACAAAAUGUGGAAGGCGUGCCAUGCCUACAAUGAUGAUGGGAUCUGCCGCAACAUUCAUAGAUUGUGACGAUAGCUGGAAACUGCUGCUUGUCACGAGAAAAGGAUCGUUAUAUGUGUGGGAUCUAUUCAAUAGGAAAUGCAUCCUCCAUGACUCUUUAUCCUCUUUGGUCUCUUCCGAUACCAAUUUAUCUUCUGCAGUAGAAGGUUCGAUAAAAGUCAUUUCUGUGAAAUUAUCCAAAUCUGGUUCUCCGCUUGUAGUUCUAGCCACACGCCAUGCAUUCCUCUUCGAUACGAGUCUAAUGUGCUGGCUGAGAGUGGCUGACGACUGCUUCCCGGCCUCAAAUUUCAGUAGCUCCUGGAAUUUAGGCUCAGCUCCAUGCGGAGAGCUUGCUGGCUUACAGGUUGAUGUGAGAAAGUACAUGGCUAGAAAGCCAGGAUGGAACAGGAUAGCUGAUGAUGGAGUGCAAACACGUGCACAUUUGGAAUCUCAAUUUGCAUCCUCUCUUGCGUUGGAGUCUCCUAACGAGUACCGCCAGUGCCUCCUCGCCUAUGUUAGGUUUCUAGCAAGAGAGGCAGACGAGUCAAGACUAAGAGAAGUGUGCGAGAGCUUUCUUGGACCUCCUACUGGUAUGGCUGAAGCAGCAACCUCAGACACAAACUUGUGUUGGGAUCCAUAUGUUCUGGGGGUGAAGAAGCAUAAACUACUGAGAAACGAUAUUCUUCCUGCGAUGGCGUCAAACAGAAAGGUGCAGCGUCUACUCAGCGAGUUCAUGGAUCUUUUAUCUGAAUACGAAAACACAGAACUAGCAGAGGCUGCAACUAAGGAGUCGGCACCAACCAUAGACUGUAGUGGAGUCCCAUCUUCACUGGAUCAAAUGGAUUCUGAUCCUCCAGCAGUGACAGCUACAACUCCUUUGACAAUAGACAAUGACAAACAGGUUUCUCUGGAGACGGGUAUUAUGUGUGAGAAAUCGGGUUCUGAAGCCCAGGAAAGGCACGACCAGAGUUUAAGAGACCCGGGUGCUUGA
This is a messenger RNA of Brassica rapa (field mustard), 3314 nucleotides long. Its product is annotated as protein HIRA. NCBI's taxonomy places the organism in Eukaryota, Viridiplantae, Streptophyta, Magnoliopsida, Brassicales, Brassicaceae. Gene Ontology annotation, biological process: chromatin remodeling; DNA-templated transcription; regulation of DNA-templated transcription. Gene Ontology annotation, molecular function: nucleosome binding; protein binding. Gene Ontology annotation, cellular component: HIR complex; nucleus; chromatin. The record is from RefSeq and is a predicted model, not a curated record.